This is a messenger RNA of Caenorhabditis auriculariae, 4126 nucleotides long. NCBI's taxonomy places the organism in Eukaryota, Metazoa, Nematoda, Chromadorea, Rhabditida, Rhabditidae. The record is from the annotation of a GenBank genome assembly.
AUGAGUUGCGCGGAAUCGUACGGAGGCCCCCAGGCCUACUAUACUGACUGGGCCCCGACCGUCCCCUACGCUUCCUACGUUCCUCGGUUAGUUUUAGUUAUUUCUCUCUUUACUCCGAUUGCCGUUUCCUCAGUUUCGUUUUCUUUUUUCCUUUAUGGAAUUAAUUACUUAAUAUUUUUUGAACAAAUAAAGUUCACUAAGUGAGUAUGCAUGUACAAAAUGAAGCAGGUACUGAAAAGCUUUUUAUAGAUUUGGAAAACACGAAAUUGUGUGUGUUGAUAGAACUCUUGAUUGUUAUAGUUUUACUCCAUUAUUUCUCUGACCCCAUGAUGAAAAUUACUAUUCGAAAAACUGAAGAGUUCUUAUGAUCUUCUUUGAUGAACUAGGCGGAAGUCUCAAUUUGCGAAACUUACUCGAAAGCUUUUUUCGCUUUUACAGUAUUCAGUAAAGCGUUUUUUACGGUCUGCUUUUCAAAAAAGAUUGUUUAGUUUAGUUUGAAACCUUUAUAAAGGGCGUCAGAAAAUAUUUUCCGGAGUUUAUACUUUCUGAGCUUUGGUGCUUAACUUUUCUCUUAAAGUGAAAUGACAUCGAGUACUUCCUACUCUCCGCUGUUGCCUCCGCCGUCGACGUCGGACGUGUGGUCGACGCCGACGACGACGACGGCCGCUCAGUUCGCUCAGACUCCGGCUCACCAUGCACAGCAUCACCACCAGCUCCAAAGCACAUACAAGUGGAUGCACACAAAACGCGCCCAAAGACCCGUCGGUCAGUUUCGGUUUUUAUUUGGUUUCAAGUUGAAGCAAUGCGAAUACAGGGGUUUGUUGCAGCAUUUUAGGUUCAAAUUACACUUGUUUUUUUUUCCAUUCAAAAAGCGUUGUUGAUAAGAUUUAUUUACAUGAAGCUUAGAAGCCCUUCAUCAAAGUCUCACUGCCAUGUCGCUCUCUAUCUCUCUCGAAUUUGAGAUUUGAAGAACAGUUUUGUUUUGAUUUAUUUUCGACUUUUAUGAUGUAAUUGAAGAAGAAGAAAGUUUGGAAGGAAACAUUUCAAAGUGUCGCAGCGAGAAGCGACCGAAUCAUUGCCAUUUAAAUAAGGGAUAGACAAAUAGAAAAAUGAAUGAAAAUACACGGGCUGGAUUCAACCAUAAAGAGUAGACAGGCCUCCGGAGAAUUUUCGUAACUAGCGAAUAAGGAUACUUUAAGAAAGAGAAAGAUCAUCAUGAAUGAAUGAAAGGAAAUGUUCAUUUCGCUCAAAGACAGAUCUGUGGCGUGGAGGAAGAGAGCUACAAAUUAUAAUUGCCUCCACUUCGAUAAAGUUCCACUUAAUUCAAAAAUUUUUCGGUCGAAUCGAAGAGAACCAAAAAAAAAAGUAAUCUAUAAACGACUUAAAUUAUUAUUUUUUUGAUAUUUGCAGCUUCCUUGUCAUGACUAUUUUUUAAACUUAUAAAAUUAAGAACGACUUGGGAAUUGUUUGAAAGAUUUUUUUUCUUGCGCGCCAAUCCUGAUUAAUUUUUUCCCCAACAAAUCAACGAUAAAGUAGUAAGGGAAAAACUGGUAAGAUCAACCUUAAAAGUACUAAAUAAAGUGCAAUGGUUGAAACUAGACCUGCAAAUAGAAAGUCGAAACAGCACAAAAAUCAACGAUUGUUUCAAUCGCAUUUGAGGGAUUCUGGUCUUAACAUUCAAAAAAGAAAAAAUACUCUUCCCGAUCUUUCUACAAGAACUUCAUAGCUUAACAGGAAAUUAUUUUUCCCUACCUUUUUUUUGCUGAUAUUUUCAUUUUUUUUUUUGCCCGCUAUAAGACACUUCCAAUUUCUCGCAAACCUUUAACGUUAUUGGCAAGAUCAGCAUCAGCUGGUCGAAGUGUGGCCGAUCGAUAGCGUCGACCACAGGUCCCCGAAAAGCUCAUCCAUCAAUGUUGGGAAUCGCCCGAGGCUCUGUCGGACUCUUCCACCUUUUCAACUUUCCGUUGCGAUAAUUCUUUUAUACUUUCACGAGAAUGCUCCGAAAUUCAUGGUUUCAUUCUUCCUUCCCUACUAUUUCUGGGAGAUAAAAUUCCGUUCGGUCCAAGUUUUUUUAAUCGAAAUUUGUAGCGAUCCGUGAGGCAUCGAGAAAUUUCACACGGUUGCCAGUAAGAUUGAUCACAGCUGCGAUGCAAAUUUGCGUCUUUUGGUUGCGCGAUGAUGAACAUUUGUUCAAUGCUUAAUUUAUGCUGCUCAUAUGUUGGUUUCCGACUGUUUCUCUCUUCUUGUUCCUAGCAUCUUUCAAGAAUAUCAUUCAGUGAGGAGACAGGUAUUUGAUUCGAUUAUAAUUUACAAUUUUGAAAUCAAUUACACAGUUAUAUUCAAGUUAUAUUCAGUUAUAGUCAAACAUAAAAAAAAAACAUUCGAAGUGAUCGGACCAUCAUUUUUACAUUCUUUUUUCAGUUAUUAGAGUUUAGCUGGAAAUAAAAGUUUCAAAGAGAUUCUGCGAGAAAGAGAAGUUCUCGGCAAAAAUUUGAGUCUGCACACGAUUUCACGAUUACGGUAGGCAUGAGAGCCGCCCGUUUUCGAUUUCUCGUUUCUUUGGGACUCUCGGCCGACGGGCGUCUGUGUCCGACGCAUCAGAUAACAACGACUAAUGCCGCAGAUUCCGCAUGAACGUUCAGUUUUUCUUUUGAAUGCGCUGGGAGAAUAUUUGGAGUGACAGAGUUUAGUAAUUUUUGCUUUCUGGGUUAUAUGAAAAACCUUAACCUUAUCAAGUCGUGCAUUUCAGUGCCGAAAAAGAAGGUGGUGGACGAAAAUGGAACGAAUAGAACGAAUUUCUCUACGCUGCAACUCACAGAGCUCGAGAAAGAGUUCCACACGGCCAAAUACGUCAACAGGACACGCCGUACAGAGAUUGCCCAGAACCUCAAACUCCAAGAAGCGCAGGUUUUCCGGCUCUAUAAAAAAGGCAACAUGAACGAUCUCAGGUGAAAAUUUGGUUUCAAAAUCGGCGGAUGAAGGAGAAGAAACGCGAAAAAGAAAAGCUGUUCCUGGCCCGAGCCACUUGGGAUUCUAAUUCGCCAACGACGCCGCCGGAAGAUUCCAAGGUUUCACAACUUCUGUAAAAGUCACCGAGUAUAUCGCAAAUUCAACCAGUUCGUUACGAUAAGCUCGUUACUUGUGUAUUUUUGUGAACGUUCUAUUUAUUUAUAUCGGCCGCCUCUUGUGAACCCUCAAACCUUCCCUCAAAUGUUUCUCAACAACUCGCUCAAAUUGGACAAAGAAACUAGCUCACACAGCACGGGUCGCACUCUUCCCAAUUUCUCUUAUUGUUCUUUCCCACAUAAAACGUGCCUGGAAUGUCUUGACAGCUCUCGCAUUCAAAUAGUCUUACUGAAAGAGCCUUCCGACUGGCUACCGUACCAGAAACGGGGUGUCGCGUCAAGACAGAUUAUUGUUAUUCUUGAGUUGUCGCCUUGAAUUAGCAGGCAGGCCGCCCAUUAUCAGUCGGUUAUCAGUCUAGGAUUCCUACGGUAGUCAUAGAACAAGUUUUUCUUUGCGAACAAACCGAUGAAUUAAAUUCACGGAAUGCCCGCUUAGUCUCAAGUUGAAGCUGGAGUUCCAAGUCUUUCUGAAUUCUUUUGAAUGCGAGACUGUGUACAGGGAAAACAUUUUCUACUGUUUUUUUAGUUUUGUACAAACAUUAUUGCUCGGAUGCCGUCUAAUUUCUCACAUAUUUUGUUCCACAUGAAAUAAAAAGUUCACUAUCUCUUUGGAAAAUAUCUCUCGAAAGUUUUCGGGCCAACUAAUUGAAAAGAAGCGGAGCGCAACCAGGGAAUUGUAAGUUUGAAGUAAUAUAGGCGGUUGGCAUUUUUUCAGGAGAGAUGCAAUUUCCCUGAUACCCGGCAUGAACAGCCAUCAGACCUCGUUUCAUCGUUAUAAAUAAGAAUUAUCUUUUUGACACACUCGAGAAGAGAAGAGAGCUUACCGAAAAUUAUCCUUUUCAGUUAAUCUUGCGAAAAAAUGCGGAAGACCUUGUUUUUUGUGGGAUUUGUAGGUGGGCGCACGAGCGGAUCUUCAGGCAGGUGUCGCUCUAAUCGACUUAUCAUUGGGACGAGUCGUCUGCCACGAUGCGGCGUCUUUCAUCUCGCCGCCACUUGAGUGA